Messenger RNA from Amoebophrya sp. A120, 684 nucleotides. Lineage: Eukaryota; Dinophyceae; Syndiniales; Amoebophryaceae. The record is from the annotation of a GenBank genome assembly.
CGGGGGCCAUGCGCCGCGGGCAGCCAGCCAGCCAGCCAGCGCGCCCGCCCCUGCGUGGAGGUGGCGCGCGUUCUUUUUCUUGAGUGUUGGCGAAGCCCAAGGGCUUGCCCUUUUCUUUGUUGUGGGUCGGUGCGUCGGAUGGCACCCAUGUGACCUUUCUGCGGUGCGCGACCUGGCAUAUGUUCUUCUGUUGGUCGCCUGCUUGUACUUGUAGCACCGGUUGCCGCCGGCCGCGCCCGGCAGGCUCGCUGUCUCUCUUUGUUGGCUAUCAGGCCGCGCCAAUAGAGAAAGGCGGGGCGGGGGUGGGCGCCUCGUUUUCUUGGCCUGCCUGGCUUGGCCUACAUCAUUGUCGUAUCGCAGCUACAAGAUGAACGACCUCUGUUGGUGUUGCCGACCCCAUUUGAAUGGCGGAAUUGAGUUGGGUCGUGUAGCUGAUCAACCAGCGAAAUUGUUCGCCACAACUACGACGAAUUGCACCCAUGGAUGCGCUUGCCAUUUAUGCAGCCUCGCCCAUGGUCGUGGGAGCGCAGUGUAUGUAAUUGCCACCGGUAUCGUAUGUUUGUAAUACGAAACCAAAAGCGACGGACGACUGUCAUCAAGGUCAAGCUGAAGCUAGGAGGGACCACAGAGAGAGCAAGGCACGAGCGGCGCAAACCUACUCACAUCAGGCAAUCUGUGUUUACC